AUGUCUCUCCAGUCCGGAGUGCGGAGGACACUCCGCCAAGCCCUCGUCUCCACACGCCAGCAUUUACACCACCAGACAACACCAAAACAGACAUCACCAACAUCAUCCUCCCCAGUCCGAUUCUUCCGCUCCUCCCCCAGAACACCACUACGAGACGAAGAAGGAACUUCCGGAAAAGAAGGCCAAUACGCCCGAACAGACCACACCAUCCAAGUUUCCUACCCCGGCCCAGCCUCCACCCAACUCCCCCCAACGGACAAUCUCGUCAAAGGGAUCGGCCAUGGAGGUGUCCCUACACUGCCUACCUUUUCCCUCCAGGGCAAAGUAGGUGUCGUGACCGGUGGUGCGAGAGGCCUUGGGUUAGUGAUGGGUCAAGGGAUGGUCGUAAGCGGCGCCUCGCUCGCCAUCGUCGACCUCAACAAGGAAGAAGCCACCAAGCAAGCCUCCCUCAUCCUCGAGACUUUCAAGCGGGACAACCCCUCUUCAGACCAAAUCCCCACCAUCACAGCCCACUACGCCGACGUCUCGGACCCCUCCUCGGUCCAGGCCUGCAUUCAAGAGAUCAUUUCUGCUCACGGCAAGAUCGAUGGCCUUGUCACCUCGGCCGGGUUCACCGAGAACUUUGAGGCGGUUUCCUACCCUUUUGAUAGGGUCCGGAAGCUGUGGGGGGUGAAUGUGGACGGGACUUGGCUGUUCGCUACCGAGGUGGCGAAACAUUUGAUCGAGAGGGGGGCAAAAGGGAGCAUGGUUUUUAUUGGGAGCAUGUCUGGAGCGAUUGUCAAUGUGCCGCAGCCCCAGGCGCCGUAUAAUGCGGCAAAGGCGGCCGUGAGGCAUAUGGCGAGCAGUCUGGCGGUGGAGUGGGCCAAGUAUGGGGUGAGGGUGAAUGUGAUUAGUCCGGGGUAUAUGCUGACUGCUUUGACUCAAAAGAUUCUCGAUGACAACCCGGAUUUGAAGGAAAAGUGGACGAGCUUGAUUCCGCAGGGAAAGAUGGGCAAGCCCGAGGACUUGAUGGGCCCGGUGACGUUUCUGCUGUCGGAUGCGAGCAGCUAUGUUACGGGGGCGGAUUUGAGGGUUGAUGGAGGGUAUACCUGCACUUGAAAGGUUCAUCAUCCAUGGAGUGAUUGAAUUUGUGUUAGAGAAACGGGGAUGUAAUAUCAUGUCAUGACAUUAGAUAGAAUAGGGGGCGUUUUGAAAAGAGCGAGCAUAGAAGUAUGCAGCCACAUUGGAUUUCAUCAAGUUCACUCAUUUGUUACUACUUUCUUCAUGAAAGACAUA
This is a messenger RNA of Podospora pseudopauciseta, 1275 nucleotides long. RefSeq lists its product as uncharacterized. Gene Ontology annotation, molecular function: oxidoreductase activity, acting on NAD(P)H, oxygen as acceptor. The coding region runs from base 1 to 1098 and encodes 365 amino acids. Gene Ontology annotation, cellular component: intracellular anatomical structure. The record is from RefSeq and is a predicted model, not a curated record. The transcript is spliced from 3 exons. NCBI's taxonomy places the organism in Eukaryota, Fungi, Ascomycota, Sordariomycetes, Sordariales, Podosporaceae.